AUGGAAGUGCGAGGAGAGAGAUCCAAGCCGUCGAUUAUAUGGGCUGCGAGAAGCCUGUUCAUGCACGCCGAUCACGCCGACUGCUGGCUGAUGGGCCUGGGCUUCAUCGGCUCCGUCGGGGACGGCCUUACUUUGCCCAUUUCGAUCGUCGUCUUCUACAAAAUGGUAAACGCUCUAGGUGCAGGCCCAUCCUCGCCGGACUUCGAACACGGUGUCAACCAGAGUUCCCUCCAAUUCGUCUAUGUCGCUGCCGGCGGCUUUCUCUUCGCCUUUCUCGAGGGGUACUGUUGGACGAGGACGGGGGAGAGGCAGGCGAGGAGGAUGCGAGGCAGAUAUUUGAAGGCUGUGCUGAGGCAAGAAGUGGGAUAUUUUGACCUGAAGAAGGAUGGGUCAACGGCCGAAGUGGUCAACUGUGUCUCUACCGAUUCUUUUGUUAUCCAGGACGUGCUUAGUGAGAAGGUACCAAAUUUCAUAAUGAACACCGCUACCUUCGUGAGCAGCUACAUCGCCGCCUUCCUCCUGCAAUGGCGACUAACCCUAAUCGCCUUCCCCACCGUCCUCCUGCUAAUCAUCCCCGGUUUAAUAUACGGCCGCGUCCUGCUCACCCUAUCCCGCCAAAUCCAUGUCCAAUACAACAAAGCCGGCCUGAUCGCCGAGCAAGCAAUCUCCUCCGUCCGAACAGUCUACUCAUGCGUUACCGAACCCACCACGAUAUCCUCCUUCUCCUCCGCUCUAAACUCCUCCGUUCGCCUCGGAAUCCGACAAGCCCUCGCCAAAGGUCUCGCCUUUGGAAGCAAUGGCGUAACUUUCUCCAUCUGGGCUCUCAUGGCUUGGUACGGCGGCCGUCUCGUUAUCCUCCACGAUGUAAAAGGUGGAUCCAUCUUCGCCGCCGGAUCUUCCGUUAUCAACGGCGGGCUCGCCCUCGGUCUGGGACUGUCGAAUGUUAAGUAUUUGGGAGAGGGGAUUGCGGCGGCAGAGCGUAUAAAGGAGGUUAUGGAUAGGAAGCCAGCGAUCGAUUCGGAGAGCGAUGAAGGGGAGGAGGUGAGGGAAGUGAGAGGUGAGGUGGAGUUUAAAAAAGUGAGAUUUUGGUAUCCGGCGAGGCCUGAAGUUGAGGUUUUUAGAGGGUUUAGUUUGAGGGUAGAGGCGGGGAGGACGGCGGCUCUGGUGGGGGGUAGCGGGUCGGGGAAGUCGACGGCGGUGGCGCUGCUGCAGAGGUUUUACGAUCCGACCGGCGGUGGGAUUGUGGUGGAUGGAGUGGAUAUAAGGAGGCUGAAGGUGAAGUGGUUGAGGGGGAUAAUGGGAAUGGUGAGUCAGGAGCCAUUGUUGUUUGAUAUGAGCAUUAAGGAGAAUGUGUUGUUUGGGAAGGAGGAGGGGAGUUUGGAGGAUGUGGUGGAGGCGGCAAAGAAGGCUAAUGCGCAUGGGUUCAUUUACCAGUUGCCUAUGGGAUAUGAUACGCAGGUAGGCGAGAGAGGCGUCCAACUCUCCGGCGGCCAAAAGCAGCGCAUAGCGAUCGCGCGCGCUCUCAUCCGGCAGCCAAAGAUCCUUCUUUUGGACGAAGCCACCAGCGCCCUCGAUUCCGAGUCGGAGCGCUUAGUACAGGAAGCCCUUGACGUCGCCGCCGUCGGCCGCACCACCAUAGUCAUCGCCCAUCGCCUCUCCACAAUACGAAACGCACAUUCCAUCGCCUUCGUCGAUGCUGGCGAAGUCGUGGAAACGGGAUCUCAUGAAGAACUCAUUGCCGACCCCAACAGUCACUAUUCUGCUCUCAUUCGAGCGCAGCGGUGCCAGCCGGCCGAGGAUCACGAAUCUUUGGGCAGCAGCCGCAGCAUGAGCCGGCGAUUCUCCAUUUCAAGCUCAACCAAAUCACUCGGCGAAAUGGAAGAAUUGAAUGAGGGGAAUGACAAGUCAGGGCGGAGUCCGUCGCGGUCAGUCCCUUCCCUGCGUCGAUUGCUGAUGAUGAACGCGCCGGAAUGGGGACACGCUUUGCUCGGCGGCACUGGAGCUAUUCUGUUCGGCGCCGUUCAGCCGGCUUAUUCAUAUGCUCUCAGCAGCAUGUUGAUGGUUUAUUUUAUUAAGGAUCAUGAAGAGAUGAAGGAGAAGAUUAGGACUUAUGCACUUAUUUUUGUGGGAUUGUCUGUAUUCUCUUUUGUGGUUAGUGUGGUGCAGCAUUAUCAUUUGGGAGUCAUGGGGGAAUGCUUGACUAAAAGGGUGAGGGAAAGGAUGCUGGCUAAGAUUCUUACUUUUGAGGUGGGUUGGUUUGAUCAAGAAGAUAAUUCUUCCGGCGCUAUUUGCUCCCGUUUGGCUAAGGACGCUGCAGUGGUGCGGUCACUGGUAGGAGAUCGAAUGUCGCUUAUAAUCCAAGCACUAACAGCAGUAACAGUGGCGUUCGCGAUGGGCGUGAUAAUCGCAUGGCGUCUGGCCAUCAUCAUCAUCGCCACACAGCCUCUGAUAAUCACCUGCUUCUACGCCCGCCGGGUCCUGCUCAAGAACAUCUCCGGAAAAUCCAUCAAAUCCCAAUCCGAGAGCAGCAAACUGGCCGCCGAAGCCGUCAACAAUCUCCGCACCAUCACCUCCUUCUCCUCCCAACCCCGCAUCCUCCGCCUCUUCAAUCUCUCCCAAUCCAACCCUCGCCGCCACUCCCUCCGCCAAUCCUAUCUCGCUGGCUUAGGCCUCGCCCUCUCCCAAUCCCUCAACAUCUGCACAUGGGCCCUCGAUUUCUGGUACGGCGGCAUCCUUGUCCGACAAGGACUCAUUUCCUCCAAAGCCCUCCUUCAAACCUUCGUCAUCGUCGUCAGCACCGGCCGCGUCAUCGCCGAUGCCGGAAGCACCACCACCGAUCUCGCCAAAGGAUCCCAUUCCGUCGCUUCCGUCUUCUCCAUCCUCGACCGCUUCUCAGCCAUCGAGCCCGAUGAUCCCGAUGGCUGCCACCAACCCAAUUCGUCCUUAACCGGAUCGAUCGAAUUCCGCGGCGUCGAUUUUGCCUACCCCGCGAGGCCCGACGUCCCGAUUCUCCACCGCUUUUCUCUUGCCAUUCAAGCCGGGAAAUCAACCGCCCUCGUCGGGCCCAGCGGCUCCGGCAAAUCCACCAUCAUAUCCCUCGUCGAGCGAUUCUAUGAUGCCACAGCCGGACACAUAUGCGUGGACGGGAGAGAUAUCCGAUCUUACAACCUCCGUGCAUUGCGUCGACAGAUCGCGUUGGUCGGACAGGAGCCGGCCAUGUUCGCCGGCACGAUUCGGGAGAACAUAACGUACGGGCUAGACGGAGCGGUGGCAAGCGAAGCGGAGGCUGCGGCGAGAGUCGCCAAUGCGCACGAUUUUAUAAGCGGGUUGAAGGAUGGGUACGAGACGUGGUGUGGGGAGAGGGGGAUUCAGCUGUCGGGAGGGCAGAAGCAGAGAAUAGCGAUAGCGAGGGCGGUACUGCGGAAUCCGAAGAUCUUGUUGUUGGAUGAGGCGACAAGCGCUCUGGAUGGGAAAUCGGAGAAUGUGGUGGUGGAGGCGUUGGAGAGGGUUAUGGUUGGGAGGACGAGCGUGGUGGUGGCGCAUCGGUUGGGUACGGUUAGGAACUGUGACUUGAUUGCGGUGAUGGAUAAGGGGAGAUUGGUGGAGAAGGGAAGCCAUGCGGCGCUUAUGGGGAAGGGGGAAACGGGAAUGUAUUGGGGAUUGGUUAGGCUGCAGCAUGGGGGGGAGAGCGGGAAGAAGGGAUAAGGUUUUAGGACAUUGGAGGAGGAGGAGGAUGAUGCUUUUUGCUCCGUAUAUAAAUUACAUGGGGUGAUUUUGUUUGUAAUAUGUAUUAUAUUUAUGCGACUUAUGAUAAUGCAUUGUUUGGCGGGAGAAGGUUGGUUGUUUUUUUUUAUUAUUAUUGUUGUGAGUAAGAGGCGCAUGCUUUGAAAGUCACCGUUUAAAACAAUGGCUAAAAAUUUUAAAUUGUGUUUUUAUUUUCUUUUAAAUCGAAUAAAAAAUUUUAGAUAAUCAAAAUCAUCUCAUCACCCAUGACUUUGUCGAGCAAGGAAAUGUGUCUCUUGUUAAACAUUUCUCUCUUGUUGCAUGACAUUAAUUGCUCUCUCAAAGUCAGAUAUGUGAUAUUCGGUAUCAAGAUAGAGACUCAGAUACCCCCGUUGUAAUAGAAAUUAAUCAUUGACCAAAUAAUAUUUACCUGAUGUGAAAAUCGCUCAAUGCCAGCCUUUUUUAUUUAAAAAGAUUGUCAGCUUAACUCCCAGGCCAACCUCUUUAAGGUAAAUGUCAUAAAAUAUUAUAUUUGUAUUGUUAUCCCACAUUUCAGAUGAACUGACAUCUUUCGUCUUAAUCAUUUUAUUACUAGCAUGAAAAAAAUUAAUCAACAUAAAUUUUUACUCAAAAAAAUAUUUAUCACAACUCAAAAAAAAAUAGGAAUGUUAUAGUAUCAUUACUACUGGUCUUCCACACCAACACAUCCACACCACCACCUCACACACCAACAUCUCCACACAUUAACACAUUUACAA
Phalaenopsis equestris is the source of this 4481-nucleotide messenger RNA. RefSeq names its product putative multidrug resistance protein. NCBI's taxonomy places the organism in Eukaryota, Viridiplantae, Streptophyta, Magnoliopsida, Asparagales, Orchidaceae. The record is from RefSeq and is a predicted model, not a curated record. Gene Ontology annotation, cellular component: membrane. The transcript has 6 exons. Gene Ontology annotation, molecular function: ABC-type transporter activity; ATP hydrolysis activity; ATP binding. The coding region runs from base 1 to 3705 and encodes 1234 amino acids. Gene Ontology annotation, biological process: transmembrane transport.